Etheostoma spectabile (orangethroat darter) is the source of this 1487-nucleotide messenger RNA. RefSeq names its product matrix metallopeptidase 20b (enamelysin) (gene mmp20b). Bases 40 to 1485 code for a protein of 481 amino acids. Gene Ontology annotation, cellular component: extracellular matrix. The transcript has 10 exons. Gene Ontology annotation, biological process: extracellular matrix organization; proteolysis; collagen catabolic process. The record is from RefSeq and is a predicted model, not a curated record. Gene Ontology annotation, molecular function: metalloendopeptidase activity; zinc ion binding. NCBI's taxonomy places the organism in Eukaryota, Metazoa, Chordata, Actinopteri, Perciformes, Percidae.
ACUAGGCCACUAAAAUCCAUGUAGUGUUCAGUCUGUGAAAUGCAUGUCAUGCAGCUCUCUUGCUGUGUCUUGGUCUUACUGAUGCCUGGUCCGUGUCUUACUGCGCCCACAAUUUUGCCGGAGAGCGAGAGCUCUCCUUCUACAGAAGCACAGGUUGACUUGAAGCUGGCCACAGAAUACCUCCAGCAAUACUACAACCUCCAAAAGGACCCUAUGAUGCGCAUAAAGUGGAGCAGCCCUUCCUUUACCUCCAAGGUGAAAGAUAUGCAGAUAUUCUUUGGGCUCAAUGCAACAGGUAUGCUGGACUCAGUCACCCUGGAGAUGAUGAGGAGCGCCCGAUGUGGCGUGCCAGAUGUGGAGGACUACAGCCACAUCCAGCGGACACGAUGGAACAAGAAUGUCAUCACCUACAGCAUUGGCAGGUACACCAGAGAUUUGCCUCGCAACACUGUGGACGCUCUGAUUGAGUCAGCGUUCAGCGUUUGGGCCAGAGCCAGCAGUCUGACGUUUGUCAGGUCACACACCCUCAACGCUGACAUCAUGGUGGAGUUUGUGACCAACGAACAUGGUGACUUUUAUCCAUUUGAUGGACCCAGAGGCACACUGGCUCAUGCUUUCGGUCCAGGGCAGGGCAUUGGAGGGGACACGCACUUUGAUGACGAUGAACACUGGACAGCAGGAGGGACAGGUUUCAAUCUGUUUGUUGUAGCUGCACAUGAAUUUGGCCAUGCUUUGGGCCUUAAACACUCCAGGAACCGAGAGUCACUGAUGUACCCAACCUACAUAUCCUUCAGUUCAGCCAACCUGUUAUCCAUGGAAGAUGUAGCAAACAUCAAUGCCCUUUACAGUCCUGUCAGAGGUCCAAAUUUCUUUUCAAGGUUCAGCUGGAGCUCUCAGAACAACCCCUGGUUGCAGGACAAAUGUGCUUCAGACCUGACCUUUGAUGCUGUGUCCACCCUUGGGGAUGCAACGUUUUUUUUUAAAGAAAGAUACCUCUGGAUUAAACAUAAUGAGCAAUAUGACAUCAAAGAAGGUCCCAUAACCAACUUUAUGCCCAAGAUUGAGACCAGCAUUGAUGCGGCCUUCUGGGUGCCUCGCAGAUCCACUGCUUAUAUCAUUCAUGAAUCUAAGUUCUGGACAGUGAAAGGCUCUGUUGUGAAGGGAAAGCCUCGACUACUCAGCCACUUUGGAUUUCCAGCCUGGGUCCAGGACGUUGAUGCGGCAGUGCACAUAGUGAAAACAGGACGCACCCUUUUCUUUAUGCAUGACGCUUACUGGAGUUACAAUGAAAACCGAAGGGUUAUGGAUUUUGGUUACCCAAAGUACAUCAGCGAAGACUUUCCUGGAGUCAACACAACAAUAAAUGCAGCUGUUCAUAAAGAGGGUUUCAUCUACUUCUUUGUCGGACAACAAGUCUACAAAUACGACUACACCCAGAAAAAUGUUGUUGGAGUUGAGAAAGCUAAUUCCUGGCUUGGAUGUUGAAA